UUCAAUUUUUGCGGCCAUUAAGCGUUGAGAUGUAGGCCUAUAGGAACCGGCGACGUCGCCGCCUUGUUCCGCCCACGAAUCAUUCCAUUCCCUCCCAUGCCUCCCCUCCACCCACGCGCCUCCAUAAUACCGCACCGCCACCCCAUGCCGCCCUCUCCCACACCAGAACCAUUGAUCCCUCGCGCGCCUCCAUUCAGUUUGCAAGGAAGACGAUCGAUCGACCUCGUGCUGAGCUCACUGAGAGGUUCGAAGUAACUACAUGAAGGUGCUGUGCAGCGCGUGCGAGGCGGCAGAGGCUCGCGUGCUCUGCUGCGCCGACGAGGCCGCCCUGUGCGACCGCUGCGAUCGCGAUGUCCACGCUGCCAACCGCCUUGCCGAGAAGCACCAGCGUCUCCCUCUCCUUUCCCCCGGCAGCGCCGCCCCUGUUCCGCCGCCGCCCAAGUGCGACAUAUGCCAGGAAUGCCACGCCUACUUCUUCUGCCUGGAGGACCGCGCGCUGCUGUGCAGGGGCUGCGACGUGGCCGUGCACACGGCCAAUGCCUUGGUGUCCGCGCACCGCCGCUUCCUGCUCACCGGCGUCCAGGUCAGCCUGGAUGAGCAGGACGACUGCUCCCCUGAUCAGCCGGAGCCGGCGCCUGCUCCACCUCCGAAGAGCGACCUACAGACCCCUCUUUACGGCGACGGCGACUUCAGCUGGGCAACGGCCGCGCAGACGCCGGACGCCGCCGCCGCCGGCGUCCGCGAUAGCCUCCCAAACUGGUCGGACGUGAACGAGCAGUUCGGCUCUCCGUCGCAAAGGCAAGCGGAGGCCGCAAGCAGGAGCCCGCCACCAAAGCGGAGCCUGCCGGCGCCGGCGUUCAGCGGCCAGGGUGGCAUGAUGGACUGGCCCCUCGGCGAGUUCUUCGGCGGCUUCAGCAACUUCAACGGCGGGUUCGGUUUCGGCGAGAGCGGCACUUCCAAGAAUUGCCAGGCUGACAGCGGGAAGCAAGGAGGCAGCAGCGGCGGCUCGCCGUACUACAUGUCGUCGUCGGAGGACCGGAACGCCGAAGAGCUCUUCGGACAGGUGCCGGAGAUGCAGUGGUCGGUGCCGGAGCUCCCGUCCCCACCGACGGCCUCAGGCCUCCACUGGCAGAGACGGCCGGGCUCCUACGGUGACUCCGACAGCAGCGCCUUCGUGCCGGACAUCAGCUCCCCGGACAGUUCUCUCCGGUACUGCUUCCCGGCGGACCAGCUGACCAUCGCAAAGCGCCGGAGGAAAUGCUAGUGCAAUUCAGAAGAUACAUAUCUUGGAGAAAGUGAUAUGAUUCUAGUCGUUAUAGGGAGCUGGGACAGGCAGGGAGCUAUCGUGCCAGACACUGACAUGAUUUCUGUUGGUCAGGUGUGUGGCGAUCAAUGGUGACUCAACUUAGGUAG
This is a messenger RNA of Lolium rigidum, 1413 nucleotides long. RefSeq names its product B-box zinc finger protein 22-like. NCBI's taxonomy places the organism in Eukaryota, Viridiplantae, Streptophyta, Magnoliopsida, Poales, Poaceae. Gene Ontology annotation, biological process: regulation of DNA-templated transcription; photomorphogenesis. Gene Ontology annotation, cellular component: nucleus. Gene Ontology annotation, molecular function: zinc ion binding. The record is from RefSeq and is a predicted model, not a curated record. The coding region runs from base 260 to 1264 and encodes 334 amino acids. The transcript is spliced from 3 exons.